UUUACAAAGUUGUGCCGUCGUGAACGGUUUUGCACGCGCUUAAUAAGAAAGUGAUUUCUUUAGUGAACAUAACGAACGCUACCGUAACGAAUCCAGCAUGGAAAUCUACACAGUGAUUGCGUUCCUGUUUGUGAUACUGUUUGGAAAUGGUAUGGCAUUGAAAUGCCGUAACUGUCUCAGCUCGAAAAGCUUCGAAGAAUGUGAAAAAAUGGGAGACAUAGCAGAAUGCAAUGCUACGAUCGUUAACGCGAACCAUGAAACGUUUAAGCCCGACAAUCCAACUUUAUCCCAAGGCAAUGGGACGGAAUUCAAGUGCUACCGGAUACAAGUAGCACGCCUUUUUCCAAACAACACCGACAGCGGACUGCGCGGUUAUGCUCGUGGGUGCACAUUUCUUAAUACGACCUUUUGCAGCGGUUGGAGCAGUACGCUGAAUCUUACCAGCUGUUCGACGUGCACUACCGAUAACUGCGAUCAGUAUCCUCCUGUUGCUCCUACUCCUGCACCUACUCCUAAUGGUGCCGGUGGACUAACGUUUACAAGUCUGACAAGUUUAGGGUGGUUGAGCAUCUUGCUCGCUUUAGCAGCCCGGUAAACUGGUCCGUUUCGAUUUUCCAAUAAAAAAAAAACGUUAAAAACUAAUGCUUCCAUAUUUGUAACAAUAGUAAUGAGAUGAUUUUCCGUUGAAUAAAUUGCAUAAUUUCGUACCAUAUUGAAUGGAACUGCAAACUGGCUUGUAAUUGCUAAC
This is a messenger RNA of Anopheles moucheti, 748 nucleotides long. RefSeq lists its product as uncharacterized. NCBI's taxonomy places the organism in Eukaryota, Metazoa, Arthropoda, Insecta, Diptera, Culicidae. The coding region runs from base 98 to 595 and encodes 165 amino acids. The record is from RefSeq and is a predicted model, not a curated record. The transcript has 2 exons.